CGACGAUUGAAAAAACAGUAAUGCAGUCGCUGUGUUAUCUUGUCUAAUUUUUUAAGUGAUGUUUUCAAUUAUUUUAAAUUAUCACAAUUUGUAUUAGAUAAACUGGCGCUUACUCUCGGUGCUCUCUUCAAAAUUGAAAAACUAGUCUUUCGUCUCAGUCAAAUAAAAUAUAUAAUGAGUGAGUACUGAGUACAUACGUACAUAUAAACGUAAAAUAAUAUGCCAUCGGUGCGAAAUUGUUAGCUGAAAUUAGUAAUAUCUUGUAAUUAAUCAUGCAGUCUGAAUCUGACCACACCUCUCCAUUGAUGUCGGUGGUUUUUGUCUUCCACUAUACAGGAAGAAAUUGAAUAUGGUCCUGCUUUGGUGGAUAAAACGAAAAUGUCAUUUCGACAGAAGCUUGAGGUGCACUACGAACGAUUGGGUUAUUGGGCCAUUCAAACAAUGUUCAUCUUGAGUCCAUUCGUAUUCAUCUACCUAUUUUUCAAACCGCCAAUGUGGAUAUUUAAUGUUGCCUGUAUUUCAUGGAUGAUUUAUGAUCGCGACACUCCACACCGAGGAGGCAGAAGAGUCAAAUGGCUGAGAAAAAUACGUUUCUGGCGCUGCCUGAGAAAUUACUUUCCAUGUAAAUUAGUCAAAACAGCCGAAUUGCCACCAACCACCACGUAUUUGUUCGCUUCAUUUCCACAUGGUGCUUUUUGUAUGGGCCCUUCCACUAAUUUCAUGACCGACGUGAAUCAAUUCGAUGAAGCUUUUCCUGGACUAAAUCCAUAUCUGACAACUUUGAACGGCAAUUACUAUGCGCCAUUUACGAGGGAUUUCUUCCUACUUUGGGGUGGUUGUGCGGUUUCUCCAAAAAGUAUCUUGCGAAUCUUGAAUGGACCUGCUGGAAACGUUUGCGUAAUCAUGGUAGGAGGUAGAACCGAACAAAAAAUUAAUACACCAGGCAAGAAUCGUGUUUUUUUGAAAAACCGCAAAGGAUUUGUAAGAAUGGCACUGACAACAGGCUCUUCUUUGGUACCAGUUUUCUCUUUCGGCGAAACAUUCCUUUACGAGGAGCCCUCAUCUAACCUAUACAGAUUUUUACGAGAAAAACUUCGAGCCAGCUUCGAUCCAGAGUUUUUUCUAUUCAGUGGCCCUUGCACACUGGGCCAUUUGUUUGGACUUUUACCCUACCAACGACAAGUCACCACUGUCGUUGGCAAGCCGAUUCCAGUACCAAAGGUUGAAGAACCCACGAAAGAAUUGGUCGAUAAAUAUCACAAAAUAUUUGUGCAAGAGUUGGUGCACUUAUUCGAAAAAUAUAAAGUAAAAUAUGACCCUGAAGGAGAAAAAGGUACCCUGAGUAUCGAAUAGAACAAGAUAUGUACAUUCUCGUGAAUUUAAUUGACGUUAGUAAAGGCUAUGCCUAUUUACAUUUAAUGUAAGUUGUAGGUACUGUGUACCGAUUUAUCCGGGUAGUGGGACGUUAAAAGGCUACAGGUGACUGCAACAGGUCUCCCCACAUUCCCGAGUACUUUCAUUUUCAUACUAAACUUUUGUACUGUGCAUAGUUAUUGCAAACAAAGCUUAUUUUUUUGUUAUACAGACAUGCUUUUUCUUUUUUUUUGACAAAAAUACACUUCAGAAAAUGGUU
Planococcus citri (citrus mealybug) is the source of this 1633-nucleotide messenger RNA. Its product is annotated as diacylglycerol O-acyltransferase 2-like. Bases 379 to 1353 code for a protein of 324 amino acids. Gene Ontology annotation, biological process: triglyceride biosynthetic process. Gene Ontology annotation, cellular component: endoplasmic reticulum membrane. The record is from RefSeq and is a predicted model, not a curated record. The transcript is spliced from 6 exons. Gene Ontology annotation, molecular function: diacylglycerol O-acyltransferase activity. Lineage: Eukaryota; Metazoa; Arthropoda; Insecta; Hemiptera; Pseudococcidae.